Molecule: messenger RNA, 348 nt
Organism: Sipha flava (yellow sugarcane aphid)
Lineage: Eukaryota; Metazoa; Arthropoda; Insecta; Hemiptera; Aphididae
Exons: 2
Coding region: 77-331 (84 amino acids)
Cellular component (GO): nucleus
Source: RefSeq, a predicted model, not a curated record
CAAAAUUGUUCUAUUGAUUUGCAAUUUGGUCUUGCAAACAUUACAUACACAAUCAUACCGUAUUCGCGAGCUGAUCAUGGACUCCUCAAAACUGCUAGAAUUAACAUUAUUUGAACCAUUGACCACUAUUAAUAAUGAUUCCUAUGACAAUUAUCAGUUAUAUUCACAAAUAAAAGAAAUUGUGGGAGCCAUUUUUGAGUUUGAUAAUAUACUAUUCUUAACUAAAUGGAAAAAUUCUAAAGAUAUCAGAGUGGUUGAAUCAAGAGUUAUGAAUAGAAUAUUCCCACAAAUGGUCAUCAAUUAUUAUGAACAAAUUUUGUUUAAAACCUGAAUUCAAGAAGAUUUAUU